AAUGAGAGAGGGAGAGAGAGAGAGAGAGAAAAAUUCAACACCCUACGCUGCCGGGGGUGCUGGGUCUUCCUCGCAUUAGCUCCGACAUUAGCUUUGCGCGGUGAGAGUUUUGACGUGGAUUGUGCUUUUUCCAUUGGAGGAAAAACCAAAGGAGGAUAGUUUGAAACAAGGUAGAAAAAUGUGAGCUAAUUUGUUUUUGCAGGCGUCCACAUUGCUCUCCAAGCACUCAGUGGCACACGGUAGUUCUCUGUGACCAAUGAACUAGUGGAAUAAAAAUCACACAACUAUGCAGUUGGCAAAGAAGCGAAUCGGUGAAAAAAGAAGUGUGCGAUGGGCCCCCGUGUUCCGUUUGUGAGUACAGCAGUCAAAGUGCUAUGCUAAGCAGAGCAUCGCGAUAAGCCUCGUUUGUCGUUUAGUUAACGGAAAUAUAUUAUGCGUUCUGAAAUCCCCCUGCAUGAGUAGUGCAUAUCAUCGUACAUGCUCAGACAUGAAGAUGCUAUUACUGACAAUAAAAGAGUGAUAAUGUUGCUAAAAAAUAUAGCUUAAGCCGACAGCAUUUCUUGUCUGCCAGAACAGACUUCAUCCGUCGUGCUUCAAAUGACCACGUGUAUUCUUACAUCGUCGUCUUCAGAGCCAAUUUCUUAUCGCAAAUGCGUUGCGUAGCAACACUUCUAUCUACCCUAAAAUCUAGAUGAACAAUCACUUAGAAGAAAAAAUAAUCAUUCAGAACAUAAAAAAAUAUCACACCAUUGAGGGCUACUUAUGACGUUAUAAUUAGUAGCCCUCAACCUUGCGCGAUUGCCUUUUUAUACUCCUUAUACUAAGAAUUAAAAAAAAAUGUUUAAGGCGUUCUCAAGACUGUCCAGUGUUCGAAUAAAACAAUGUAGUUUUCGUGACACGCAAGCUUAUGUGUCGUAGUUUGUCUAACCACUGAAAACCGUAAAAGGUAAUAUGAAUUAUUUGUGAUAGCAAAAUUGGCAGCAUCGCAACCCAACACUUAGCAAAACUCUUGAGUGGCAACUAGCACCAGAUUUCUUCCGCGAAUUCCUUUGAACACUAGACAAUCCUUGCAAGGCCAAAAAAAAAAAAAAAGGGAGAGGGGGAGGCCUCCUAAUCGCCAUCCACUCGAACUGCGUCUGUAGAUUAAAUGUAGUGACGUCUUGCAGCCACGGUGCACAGAAAGUGCCGCUAUUUUCCACGUCUAAUAAAUACCCUCGUCGAAUGCAAAGUACGAGGAAAUAAACAAUGCGUGGCCUCGAUAACCUUGCAGGAACAUGCGUUAUAAACAAAAAAAAAAAGAGAAAGAAAAGGCCGCGAUGAUUUGCGUGUCACUGUUUUACUAUUAAACACGGAUCAACAACGCUCAAUCGUGCUAUGUGUUUUAUUCAUACAACAUCCUCCUUUUCCUCUUGUUCUUUUUUUUUCGGCAGAGGAAGGAGAAGGCCCACUGGCGCAGCUCCCGCAGGAGACACCACGCCGAGAUUCUCGCGGUAGAGAACGUCCUCCGCAUCGAAUCGGUGAGCUACUGUCGGCAGCACAGGCAAGGAGUGGUCCAAAAGCAGACAUUGAUGGCCCUGCUUGCAGCGCUUCAGUAUCCAUACGACAAGAAAAUAUACCUGGACAUCGACAUCAUCAGCUCACUUGUCGAUGUUCCACAAUGGAUUCUUUGGGUGAAGGACCGGCUGGGCGAACCGCUGCACGAGGAGACCGAGCUGGACGACGAGUCGGUGUCGCUGUCCGAGAAGGUGGCCAAGCCGCUCAACGAGCGCCUCAUGGACCUGUUCGAGCACGAGUGCUACGAGGUGAUCAUCACCAACACCACGCUGGCCUUCGUGCUGCUCCUGGUGGGUCUGCUGCGCGCCGCCAUCUACAGCAACGAGCGGUACUUCACGAUCGUCAUGCUUGUGGAGUUUCUGUACCAGACGGCGUUCUUCGUCGAGGUCGCCACCAUGCUGUCGGCGUACGGCCAGAAGGUCGUCAACUUGGAUAACUACAACAAGCUGGACCUGAUUCUAAUGGCGUCGUGCAUGGCGGUGCUCUUUGUGCAUGUGCUCGUGCAUGUGGUCGGUCUGGGCGUGAGGCACGAGCAGAUGCUCUGCAUCCUCUUCAUCGUGGUCAUCUCCGCCCGCUUCACGCACGCCAUCAAAUACGUCGAGCUGCUUCUGGUCCAGUGUGCGGAGCUGAUCCACAGGGCGCUGGACACUGUCAUCUACUCGGCGUACGAAGCGGGCCACGCCAUCGUCAUCGGCGAAGAGGAGGUCCAGAGGAACGUCUGGAAGUUCGUCGAGUCGGCCGACAUUGCCAUGGAGAUCCGCGGCCGCGCCACUCUCAACCGGCUGCUCGUCCUCCAGAAGCUCGCGGAGGUGCAGUCUCGCUUCCCGGGAAUAAUGGUUUCGUUCCGGAGCCGCCAGGCCAGCGCCACCAUCCUGAACGACCUGACCAAGCAGAUCAACGAGAUGCAGCGCGACGGCGUUGUCGAUUCCGAAGACUACAAGUGGCUGCGCUUGGCUGUCAAGGACCGGCGCAUGUACAUCCUGUCCGAGGCAUGUAGCUUGCCCACCAGCUACAAACCGAUCGCCAUGCUCCGGGUCAUUCCGUGGAUCAACUCGGACAGCAUUCGGCAAUUUCUAGCCAUCAAGAUCAAACCGGUGUCCUUUGCUCCAACCGAAGUCAUCGUGGAGAGGAAGGAAGAGAAUGACAUCAUACUGACCUAUUCAGGCAUAUUGAAGAUAGAGGGCGAGUACGAGGAGGUUGGCGACGGGGCGCUGCCCAACUCGGCGUCGACGCUGUUCUUCUUCAACGAGGGCUACUUCGUCGACUACGUGCCCGCGCCCGCGUGCAUCGGCGACCUCGGCCUCGUCACCGAAGAGCCCUCGAUCACGCGAGUCAUUGCCGAGACCCAGGUCAACGCCUAUAUGAUACCAAGAGAGCGAGUGAUGGAAGCUAUAGGAAUCUUCACAAACGCGCCGAGUUUUCUUUACGACAUCUGGGCGUACAUUGCGAGAAAUAUAGGACUCUUGGUUCUUCAAACGCAUCCCAAGUACCAGACAUGGCCGCUUGAGAAGAUCCAGCGCCGCUUGGACUCGUUCCUGAUGCCCAACCUGGAGAUAGCGACCAAGUUCAUACUGACGCCCGACAUCCACGACGCCAUUCUGAUCCAGGGCGUCGCUAUCGAUAGCGAGACGCAGGAGUACCUGGUCGGACCCAUGUACGUGCCUCGCACCACUCGCAGGCUCAGCUUCCCUGGAAUCUUUCACCAGCGGGUGAGGCCAGUGGUGAUAGUGAUGGCCGACAAGCGCUAUCGCUUGCCAGCCGAGAUUGACUGGCUGCAGCCCACCGAAGGCGGUGAUAAAAACUACGACGAAUACAUGAACCAGGAGUUCGGACAGGAGCAGAUGUACAUCCAGGAGGACUACUGACCUGCUCCGGAUGGUUCGCCCGUUAGAAGCCGGCGUCAUCUGCGCCUUCGUGAAUCGCCUGUAAAUAACGUUUAGUGAAAAUGUACACCGCGGAAAUUCGCGAAACGAAACGUCGGCGGUUACCGCCGGGUGCGCAUUUUUGUGUGUGUGUGCGCACGCGAUGAUUUUCACAAGCCAAAUGAAAGCGAGUCAGUGAACUCGCGGGCUUGAAACUUCAUUCGUUUUUCAUUGUUUAUUUCUGGUGGUCAUUGCGCUUCGAAUUCUAUUUAAUUGUAAUCGACGAUCGGUUAUCUAUAUAGCGAGAAAGCACGACGGUGCGUUCAUUAAGCACGCCGUGAGGCACUCAUUGGAGUGAGUAGUGGAACGCGUUCAGCAAAAUGUAUCGAAAUCAAGCCGAAGUGUACCUGGAACGUUUGUUGUGCACUUAUGACGUUUUCUAAACGAAACCUGUCUGAUUUAGCCGACCGCCGCUGUUAACCUGCUGGCUUGCCCAGUAGCUUUUUCGUUUUUCAUUGUUUAUUUCUGGUGGUCAUUGCGCUUCGAAUUCUAUUUAAUUGUAAUCGACGAUCGGUUAUCUAUAUAGCGAGAAAGCACGACGGUGCGUUCAUUAAGCACGCCGUGAGGCACUCAUUGGAGUGAGUAGUGGAACGCGUUCAGCAAAAUGUAUCGAAAUAAAGCCGAAGUGUACCUGGAA
Molecule: messenger RNA, 4113 nt
Organism: Dermacentor andersoni
Lineage: Eukaryota; Metazoa; Arthropoda; Arachnida; Ixodida; Ixodidae
Product: sperm-specific sodium:proton exchanger-like
Source: RefSeq, a predicted model, not a curated record